ACAGCCCGGCGCUGCGGCAAUCUGUAGCCUGCAUGAGAAGGGCUUCCUCAGCCUCCUGCGCAUGGACUGCACCCCCUGGGUCACCGACCGGCGGCUCCCUUUACACAGGAUGAUCCGCUUGAUUUACGCUGUGGGACCUCUGUUCCUUUUCACCGGGCUCCUCCUUCCCAGCACAGAAGGGCAGAAAAAGGUUCGUGGGUCCCAAGGAGCCAUUCCCCCUCCUGACAAGGGGCAGCCCAACGACUCUGAACAAAGUCAAUCUCGGACAGGGUUCCGAGGAAAGGGAAAAGGUCAAUCAUUGUCUGCCGAUGAGGUUCUUGAGUCCAGUCAGGAGGCCCUGCUGGUUACCGAGCGCAAGUAUCUGAAGACGGACUGGUGCAAGACUCAGCCGCUGAAGCAAAUUAUUCACGAGGAUGGAUGCAAAAGCCGUACCAUAAUUAACAGAUUCUGCUAUGGGCAGUGCAACUCCUUCUACAUUCCCAGGCAUAUCCGCAGAGAAGAAGGGUCUUUCCAGUCCUGUUCUUUCUGUAAACCAAAAAAAUUCACCACCAUGGUGGUUACACUCAAUUGCCCAGAGCUCCAACCUCCGACGAAGAAGAAAAGGAUCACGCGUGUUAAGCAGUGCCGCUGCAUCUCCAUAGAUUUGGACUAGUAGGGGGCAAACUUUGACUCCAAAGCCUUAAACAAAGUAAGAUGGUGCCGCCGCUGUGCAAACGGGACGGUCGCGUGACCCACAGACCACACUUCAGUAAUCCAGUUUAUCCAAAAAUGCUUGCCAAUUCGAAAAAAACCAUAGUACAAAAAGAUAAACUGCAUAUCCCGUAAAAGCACCCAGUGCCCCCUGACCAAGGACCAUGCAAGUAUUUAUGUAUACGUGUGUGUAUAUAUAUAUUUAUUCAAGCAAAUGUUUGCGAUACGCGCAAGUGGUCAAUCAGGAAUCACGUUCACGUGUAUGCAAAAGACUUCAGAAUCCGACCAAAAAUGUAUAUGAUGUUCAUGAGAACGGAAAUAACGAUUCAUGCAAACUCUGCUCCCCACCCAAAAAAAAAAAACCGACUGCAUCAAAACAAGUUACGUGACAAAAAUAGCCAGUUAACGAGCCAUUCUGCUCCAAAGAAGCUGGUCUACAGCCUUGAAAUAACAGUGAACGGAGAAAACAAUAUCAUGUAUAGGUUGCUACCAUAUUAUAAAGUGUCUUCAUAGUGUGCUGUACAGACGAGAUGGUACUAUACGUGUCUAUAUAUAUGAAAUAAACCUCCACCUGCUUUAGACAUCGCAAA
Molecule: messenger RNA, 1280 nt
Organism: Spea bombifrons (plains spadefoot toad)
Lineage: Eukaryota; Metazoa; Chordata; Amphibia; Anura; Pelobatidae
Gene: GREM1
Product: gremlin 1, DAN family BMP antagonist
Exons: 2
Coding region: 62-652 (196 amino acids)
Biological process (GO): animal organ morphogenesis
Molecular function (GO): receptor ligand activity; BMP binding
Source: RefSeq, a predicted model, not a curated record